UCGUCUUUCGAUUAUAUUCUUUCCAAAAGCUCCUUUGUUAAUGGUGAAUUGACUGACCCAUGUUUUCGUCUUAUACUUAUCUUUCUCUCUUUGCAAACAAACAAAUAAGGUGAGAGUUGAAUCAACCUAUGCUAAAAAAAUGCUGAAACAAACAGUUCAAAGGUUGGAAGGAUACAUAUCAGCAUCAAGAAGAAAGAAUGAUGUUCAUAUGAAAUGGAAGAAACGCUUAUUUGGCAAUUGGGUGAGAAGCAUGAGCAGCAAGCCCCAAAGUAGUGACAACAGGUCAACCUCGUACAGUGUUCCAAAGGAGAGAGUGGAGUGCGUAGUGAUAGGGGCUGGUGUUGUUGGCAUAGCAGUGGCAAGAGCUCUAGCACUCAAGGGCAGGGAAGUGUUGGUCGUAGAAUCAGCCCCCACCUUUGGAACCGGGACCAGUUCCCGAAGUAGUGAAGUUAUUCAUGCUGGAAUCUAUUACCCUGCCAAUUCCUUCAAGGCAAUUUUUUGUGUAAGGGGAAGAGAUAUGUUAUAUGAGUAUUGCUCCCAGCAUGAUAUUCCACAUAAACAAAUUGGUAAGCUUAUAGUGGCUACUAGAUCUUCUGAGAUUCCUAAGCUAUGUGAUAUUUUAAAUCGUGGGAUUCAAAAUGGGGUUGAUGGUUUGAAGAUGGUGGAUGGUGUUGAUGCAAUGAAAAUAGAGCCUGAAUUGCAAUGCAUGAAAGCAAUAGUAUCACCUGUCACUGGGAUUGUUGAUUCUCAUUCAUUAAUGCUUUCUUUAGUGGGGGAAGCUGAAAAUCAUGGAGCAACCUUCACGUACAAUUCAACAGUCAUUGGUGGCCAUAUCGAAGGGAAUGAUAUUUGUGUUCAUGUGACAGAAACUGACCGUCUUAAAGAAUGGAAAGGAACAUCAAUUUUACAUCCAGAACUACUUUUAAGUUCUAAACUCAUUGUGAACUCUACUGGCCUAAGUGCCCCUGCCCUUGCAAAAAGAUUUCGUGGCCUAAAAAGUGGAGUUGUUCCUCCUUCUUACUAUGCACGGGGUUGCUACUUUACAUUAUCUAAUACUAAAGUGUCUCCUUUUAGACAUUUGAUAUAUCCUAUACCAGAGGAUGGUGGCAUUGGAGUGCAUGUUACUAUAGACUUGAAUGGUCAGGUCAAGUUUGGCCCAAAUGUUGAAUGGAUUGACAGUGUUGAUGAUAUCUCAAGCUUUCAGAAUAAGUUUGAUUAUUCGGUGAAUCCAAAUCGUGCUGAACGAUUUUAUCCAGAGAUAAGAAAAUACUACCCAAAUCUGAAGGACGGUUCUCUGGAACCUGGAUAUUCAGGGAUCAGACCUAAACUUUCGGGACCCUCACAGCUACCGGCUGAUUUUGUUAUACAGGACUGUAAUACCUAUUAUUGGAAUUCAGAGCCUCUUUUUUGGUCCCGUUUUCACACCGGGGAGGGUAUGGUUAACACGAGAAUGGAGGCCAGGUUGGAAUGGUUAGAAAAGUUUGUCCAGGAAUAGGAAAAUGAGAAUAAUCAUCGUUUUCAACGGUUGGAGGAUAUUAUUCAAGGAUUAAGUGGGGUGGUUGAAGGACUAGCUUCUUCCGAUAGGCCUCAUGAAGACCAGGAUUUUGUUGUGCGAGCUAGCCUUGAGGACGAUAGGGUGGUUGAGGGAAAUUCCUUUCCAUGUUCGACCAAAUGGCGGAAGUUAGACUUUCCAAUCUUUGCUGGGGAUGAAGCAUAUGGGUGGACAAAUAGGUUGGAAUGUUAUUUUCGUAUCAAGGAAGUUUUUGCCGAGGACCACAUGUAGGCAGUUUUAGUGGCCUUGAUGGGGAAGGCCUUGAAUUGGUAUCAAUUGUAGGAAACUUGUAAUCCCCAUCCUACUUGGGCAUCCUUUAAGUAUGCCGUUGUGAGGAGAUCCAGCCCUUCAUGUUGCAGAAUCCUUUUCAGGAUCAAUUGGGGAAUAUAUUGAGCAAUUUGAACACUAUGUGGGGUUUCUGAAAAGAAUUCCAAAAGAUUAUUUGGUGGGAAUUUUCCUCAAUGGAUUGAGGGAGGACAUAAAGGCAGAGGUUAAACUCUAUGACCCCCCAGACUCUUAUGGAGUUGAUGAUGAAGGCCCAGAUGGUUGAGUACAAGCUUUUGGUUACCUCCAAAGGAGGGUCUUUCUCGGGCACUAGCUCCACUUCUUCUUUCCGCUCUUUUCCUUCCACUAGGACUUUCUCUAAGGAAGGGGGAAGUUCUAGAAUUUAUUCUAAAGUCGGGGGAAAUUCAGGAAAUUUUCCUCCUUCUGUUCAUAGUGUUGGAGAAAGCAGUGCUUAUGUUUCUCCUGUCAUUAAUUCUGCUCUAGUUUCUCAGCGGAGGGGCACCUUAAAAGAAACUUUCUCAGGAAGAGCUUCAGGACAAGUUGUGUAAAGGUUUAUGUUUUUGUUCGAAGGGGACGAGGGGCUGUCAACUCCUAUUGUAUCUGAAGAAUAGCCAUACACUGAGGGUUAUAAUUUACAGUUAUCCCAAUACACUUUGGCUGAGCUAACUACUAAGCAUUCUUGGAAGUUGUGGGGGACAAUUGGUUGCGAAAAAGUGGUGGUUUUGAUUGAUUGUAGUGCUUCCCACAAUUUCAUUUCCCAGGAUUUAAUUAUCAGAUGUGGGCUGCAAAUCCAACAACUCUUCCUUAUAUGGUGAAAGUUGGGGAUGGUCAUAAGGUGCACUGCCAAGGAAAGUGUCAUAAAUUGGUUUUGGAAGUUCAAGGAGUCGAAAUCGAGUAGGAAUGUUUUGUGUUUUCUUUAUGUGGGGUUGAUGUGGUGUUAGGGCUGGAAUGGUCAGCCACUCUUGGGGAAGUUAGGGCUGAUUUUGGUAAUCUUAAACUGUCAAUAGGCAAAGGCCCAGUGGAACGUGUUUUACAAGGUGAUCCUACCCUUGGCUCAUCCUUUCACAACCGAAGAAGUUGCCCAUUCAUUCAUCAUAGAUAAUGUGAAGCUUUAUGGUUUUCCCUCUACUAUUGUAUCUGACCAAGACAACAUUUUUCUCAGUAGUUUUUGGCGUGAAUUAUUCAAGUAGACUGGCACUACACUCAAAUUUAGCACCGCCUACCAUCCUCAAUCAAAUGCCAAAUUGAAGUGGUGAAUCGUUGUCUAGAGACAUAUUUGUGUUGUAUGACAGGGUCACAUCCUAGGAAAUGGCGUAAAUGAUUACCAUGGGCUGAAUUUUGGUUCAAUACUAAUUAUAAUGUUUCUACCCAUCUGUCUCCUUUUAAGGCUCUCUAUGGUCGUGACCCUCCUUUAUUGCUAAAGGGGUCUACCAUUCUAUCCAAGGUUCAUAGUGUGAAUCAAUUGCAAUAGGAAAAAGAUGACAUUCUACAAGAAUUAAAAGCAAAUCUGUGUAAAGCACAAGACUAGAACCACAUACAAGCCAACAAAUGUCGUCAGGAUGUGGAUUUCCAGGUUGGAGACUGGGUUUACCUCAAGUUACAACCUUAUCGUUUGCAUUUCUUGGCUAGACACCCUAACGAGAAGCUUGGCCCCAGAUUUUGUGGUCCUUAUAUGAAGUGGAACAAUAGGGAUUGUUGCCUACAAAUUGAUUCUUCCUCCGCAUAGUUGUAUUCAUCUCGUUUUUCAUGUCUCUCUACCUAAACGAGCAGUGCAACCACCAACCACUGUUCAACCUCUUCCUUCUGCUUUGACUGAAGAUCUUAUGUUAGAAGUCCAGCUAGAAUCAGUGCUAGAUAUUCGUACUUUUUCUUCUGGUGCCUUGGAAGUUUUGAUUAAUGGCAGAAUCUUCCAUCCAUUGAAAACAGCUGGGAGGAUGUUACUGUUCUUGCUAAGGACUGUAAUACCUAUCACAUUCACACCAAACACUUUUCUCUUAAUGAUUCUUGUUUUGGAAACUACAAGGUCUGAUUACGUGGUUAAAUAUGUUUUGGCUAAAACUACUAGUUUGUUGAUCUUUAUUGCAAAUAGAUAGAUGAUAAGCAUUGGUGUUCUAGAUCUAUUUUUUUUCCUUCAGGUAACUUCACAGGAAUGGAUUUGAAUAAAAAUAGCAUUGUAGUGUUCCACGAGGCAACAUGGUAUGAUGAUGACUUUUGAUCAGGGGAAGAAAAAUACGUGACAUUAUUGACUGUAAAUGCACAAGCUAACUAAGGAUGUCACUUUUUUCAUUCAUGAAAAAUACUUCAGGUUACUCACAUAACAUUCGUAAUAUACUCUGCUAGAUAAACUUACUUUACUAGUAUUUUUCAAAUAAGAUCGAAGGAAGCAAUUAUAUUUUGUAAUUUGAAAAUCAUGGUCAUCUUUUGGGUACCUGCCUGACCAUUUCGUGUUCAAUGAAUGAAUAUUUGAUAUAUGACAUUAUUAUUCUUCGUUUUAACUUCAACCCAAACUGUGAAUGGAUAGAGUAGUUUUAGUUUCUACAUUUUAAUUAAACAAUGGCUCCUUUGUUCCAUCUG
This is a messenger RNA of Vigna radiata var. radiata (mung bean), 4411 nucleotides long. Its product is annotated as L-2-hydroxyglutarate dehydrogenase, mitochondrial. Gene Ontology annotation, molecular function: (S)-2-hydroxy-acid oxidase activity; (S)-2-hydroxyglutarate dehydrogenase activity. The transcript has 5 exons. Gene Ontology annotation, cellular component: mitochondrion. The record is from RefSeq and is a predicted model, not a curated record. Lineage: Eukaryota; Viridiplantae; Streptophyta; Magnoliopsida; Fabales; Fabaceae. Bases 140 to 1495 code for a protein of 451 amino acids.